CCUCAGGAAAAAAAACUCACCCUGAUCCAAACCUCAGACUUCCCCACCGUCGGCCGGCGCCGCCACACCCCACGACCAGCCCGCCGCCUCCGUCCUCGCCCGCGGCGAUGUCUUCCCUUGUCCAGAGCAGCUCGCUCGAGCGCCUCCACCACGUCGAGAAGCGGAUAGUGCGGGUGCUGGAGCUGGCGGGGGCGGUCAUGGAGGAGCUGGGAAACUCGCAGGGUCCCCGCGGCGAGGCCGUCGUCGCCCACUGCCGCGAGUUCAUGCUCUACAUGAAGGAAAUUCAAACUACAUUGCGUGAGGAAAUAAAAAGUGCUUGUGAAUACCGGCCAUUUGAGAUGUGUGACUACAGUGCGAGGAUUGCUAACGAGAUUUGUUGCAAAAAGCUGGAGUAUGUGAUUGAGAAGAUGGAUGCCAUGCAACUGAACAUUGAGCCCAGCACCAAUGAAGUUUAGCUAAUUUAACUGGCUAUCUAGUGCUUGGUAGUGAAAUGGAAAUUCAAACUACAUUGCGCGAGGAAAUAAAAAGUGCUUGUGAAUACCAGCCAUUUGAGAAGUGUGACUACAGUGCCAGGAUUGCUAACGAGAUUUGUUGCAAAAAGCUGGAGUAUGUAAUUUAGAAGAUGGAUGGCAUGCAACUGAACAUUGAGCAGAGCACUAGUGAAGUUUAGCUGAUCAAACUGUUUAACUGGCCAUCUAGUGCCUGGUACUGAAAUGAUCGGCGCCAAAGCAUCAUCAUGUGGCUUCUGCGACUCCAGUUUCUUAUGUCCAGUUCUUGCUAGAUAUAUCGUGUGUUUCCCAAUAUUUAAUGUAGUUGGAUGAAUUAUGUAGAGUAUAAGUUGCAAUAUCCCAGAAAGAAGAUAUAUUCGAACCA
Molecule: messenger RNA, 873 nt
Organism: Triticum dicoccoides
Lineage: Eukaryota; Viridiplantae; Streptophyta; Magnoliopsida; Poales; Poaceae
Product: mediator of RNA polymerase II transcription subunit 11-like
Exons: 4
Coding region: 108-455 (115 amino acids)
Biological process (GO): regulation of transcription by RNA polymerase II
Cellular component (GO): mediator complex
Molecular function (GO): transcription coregulator activity
Source: RefSeq, a predicted model, not a curated record